UUCAUUCAGAUGGCAUCAGCAUCAGUAGACAACAAAUGGCAAAAGGACGCUGCCGAUCAGAACUUUGAUUACAUGUUCAAGCUUCUGAUCAUCGGUAACAGCAGCGUAGGCAAGACGUCCUUUCUCUUCCGGUACGCCGACGAUUCAUUCACAUCAGCGUUUGUUAGCACGGUCGGAAUUGAUUUCAAAGUCAAGACUGUCUUCAGGCAGGAUAAGAGAGUUAAACUACAAAUUUGGGACACAGCAGGUCAAGAGAGAUACCGUACUAUCACUACAGCCUACUACAGAGGGGCCAUGGGCUUCAUUUUAAUGUACGAUGUCACAAAUGAAGAAUCAUUCAACAGUGUCCAAGAUUGGUGUACACAAAUAAAGACAUAUUCAUGGGACAACGCCCAGGUGAUUCUUGUUGGUAAUAAGUGUGAUAUGGAAGAUGAAAGGGUAAUCUCAACAGAAAAGGGCAAACAACUCGCUGACCAACUUGGUCUUGAAUUCUUUGAGACGAGUGCGAAGGAGAACAUCAACGUCAAACAGACAUUCGAGAGGCUGGUCGAUAUCAUCUGUGACAAGAUGUCGGAGACCAUCGACACGGACCAGACCCUCAGACCUUCCACGACCAUCACGCCUACAGACCCAGGACAGCAACCAGCCAACUCAUCGUGUUCAUGCUAAGCAGAUUGAUUGGGGGUUUAGGAGGAUGGGGGGAGGGGUAGGGGGCGGGAGGGAGGGUAGGGUGGGGUGUGAGGUUGGAUGGGGAUGGGGGAGGGAGUGGGGCAAGUGAACUGUGCAGGAAUGAACGGAGAGAGAGGUUUAUGAAAUAGAGACGGUAUAUUGAAGAAAUAAAGAGUUUGAAAGGUUGACGGACGUUUUAAACUUAAUGUCGAGAAAUGUACUAGCAUGUGCUAACAUGCUUUUAGCACGUGCUCGUGUUUUUAAACGGUUUAUCGCAAUUACACACGUCUGUAAGUAUAUACUGUGUGUUCCAUAAGUAUUGUUACCAUGGUGACAUGGUUCGUUGAAGACUGGAGAGACGUGAAUGAUAUGAUUUGGAUAAGAGAAAGAUUAUAGACUUUAUGAUAUAUCUACCAGGAUGUUAAUAAAAAGAACAAUUGAGAAUGAAAGCACGAAGGCAGUCGAUGGUCCGAGUUUGGGGGAACAGGAAAUGAAAAUCAAUAUGUUGUAUUAAUAUGUAUGUCUUUGCCAUGAAUGUAGAGAACAGUCAGUCCCAUUCCCUUCUAUUCCUGUCAUCCUUUCAGUCAUAUCUUGUAUUUAAUACACUCAUCACUUGUAGCUGCAAUUCGCCACGAUGACUGCAUAGGAUAUGACCCGUCUUGGUUCCCGUUUGUAUAGUGUGACUGGUGGACGAUCAUGAAAUAGCACAACCAUGCAUUAUAACCCUCUAAAUACACACUAUGGCUGUCAGUGCAGCAUCGUUUCACUGCAAGGCAUUGUUUAUCAUGGUCGUAUGACAAGCAAUUAUCGCAGUAAUUUAUACAUUAAAAAACAUAUACACUGUGUUGAUUCUGCAUGCAUGUACACCUCUGUAUUGAAAACACACUGCUAGGAAAUUCAUGAAAUCAUUUGAGAUCAUGUUUAUUUGACUGUAAUUAUUUCCUGCCCAUUGAUGAACAUGAGCAAUGAAAAUAAUUCCUGUGUAAUGUUUUUCAUUUAUCCUUAAUCAUUGUUAUUGAGAAAUAUUAAUAGCAAACUGGGUGUGAGAAUUACAAUUGGGUGAUCCUCACUAUGUAAUGGUCUAUGUCAGAUAUUUGAUUGAUAUAUUUGUUUGAAAUUGUGUCUCAUAACUUUAUGACACGAGAAAGCUGAUAUGUAUUCACAAAUUCAAGAAUUUCACUGCUGAAUCUGAAUAUUUUAUUAUUUACAAAGUCUAUCACUAGGCUAAAAAAACGGACACUAACCUGUGUGAAGUGCUAUGCAAGCAGCCUUAAUGGUUCCGAGAAGGCAGUAAAUUUGCCCAAAACUAUCAAAAUUACUGGACAAACCAGUAACAUUGCAAAGGACUGUAAUACGAAUAGGGUAGCACAGUACAACUCACACAGCCAAGCCAAAUUAAUGUUUGCGUCCACAUCACCAAACGCUCUUCUGAACUUUUGUGACAUUUCAAGAUUCAUUCCCAUGAAAGAGAAUGCUGCCCUGGUAAACUAUUACCAUGCUGACAAUGCAGGGAUGUUAAUAGAUGUAAUGUGGGGUUUUAUUUUGGGUGGAAAAACAGAUUUUCCCUUUAAAAGACUGCUGCAUUAAGAGGUGUUAAGGGAUAUACAUAUACUGGUUUGCUUGCCAAAUGAAUUAUUUAUUUUUGUCCCGACAUCAGUAAAAUGCCAAACGAAAAAUGUAUAGUGUAUCUGUCUCAGAAAGGAAGAGUGAAACAUAAAUUAAAUAUGUUUCUUCUUUUGUUAAUUAGAAUUAUUUAGAAAUGUAUUUAUACUAAUCAGGGGGUUUUAAGGUGAGUUAAAAUAGUUAAACGAUGGAUUUAUAGAGAUCACAAAUACUUUCAUUUCCAUAUGGAAUAUUGGUGUUUGAAGUGAUAGCAAUAUAUGAAUGUAAUAAAUUCAACCAUGAUGAUAUGAGUGUGUUUAAACUUUAGGGCAAUUGUAAUAGGAAUGGUUGAUACAGAUUUCUAAAUAUGAAUUGGUUCUUGAUAGAAUUCUUCAAGUUCUACCUAUGCAAUGACAUGAAAUGGGCGUAGGGGAAUGAAACAGUUUGAUUUCUUCUUUUUUUCAAUCCUCAAUCACUCAUUAAAAUGGAACUUUUAUAUAUUAUAGAGGCUUUUCUGUUAGAUUAUAAAGAAAGAGAAUGUUACAUUGCUAAUUUAUUUCUGAAAAUCCAUUAAGCAUUGUUGGUAGUAGAUGGGGUGAAAUGAUAAAACUGUUUCUUUCAGGGGGCUCCAGCUUGCCCAAACUACUCAUAAUCUCUCUAUUCAUCACUUCUCAAAAGUUGAGUAAAAAUUCUCAGCUGCAUUUGAAGUGUGAAAUUUACAUGGAUAUCCAUGGAGAUACAUGAGACUUCUCUUGCUAAUUUAAAUAGGCUAUUUCACUGGUAUGAUUACAUUUUCAGUGAGUUUAUGUUCUGACAGAAAAGAUAAUGAAAAUUCAAUAACUAGAAGUGAAAUUAUGAGUCGUAAUUGAUAUUCUUAUUGUUUAAUACAGAGAUGCUAUAUUUCUGUGACUUUAAGUAGUACUAUUGCUGUGCCAUACAGUGAUGUGUUGAAAUAUGCCAGUAAAGUAAUGUUAUUCCAUUUUGGAUCUUUCAGUUGACUUUCAUAUUCUCACUCAGACCAAGUAUCAACAACUAACAUUCUUACUAAAUUAAUGGUUCUGCUUGCUCUUAUGAUGAGGAUGUUUCAAAUUAUUUGCUGUACUGCAGAGCUUGAAGAGUAUAAUCAUUCUGAAACAGUAUGAAACGUGUUGCUAUGAACAGUAAUCAAAAUUUCUUUGUAUAUUAUAUUGCUGGGAUUUCUUUGUUUUAGUAUUUUAUAGUCGUGAUCAGUAAAAAGCAUCCCACGUGUGCUUGUACUUAAAAGCAGGUUGAUGAAAUGUAUUUAUUUAAUAUCUCGGUCAAGGUCGGAAGGUCUUUCUGUUAUGUGUAAUAACAAGUCUUUUGUGUUCUAGUUCAUCGAAACCCCCUUUUCAUUUCCAUUACUUUGUUUAGAAUAUUUUCUUAGGGACCCCACCAUUCUUUAUUGAUGUGCAAUAUGUCAUUCAUAUAGGUUUAGUGAUAAACACACAUUCCUAUGUGCAUUCUUUCAAUCCUUUUCCGCUUGUCAUCUUCAACUUUCAGUUAUACUCCGCAUCUUAAAUGUAGAAUAUUGUACAUGAGAACUUGCUUGAUGUGGAAGAGAACUUGCUAAUCAUACCCCUCUGAUUUCACAUUAGAGGGAUAUUAUACAUCUGUACAUGUAUAUAUAAUAUACAUAUCUUUCUAUCUUCUUCCUGUUGUCAUCAUUAAAUUUAAGCUAUACGUCACAGCUUAAAUGUAGAAUAGUAUAUGUGCCAACUUGAUUAUUUCAAAUAAUAGGGUUGUGACACCUGUAUACAUGCAUGUAUAGUUUAUAUACACAAUGAAUAAUACAGGUGUUUUUUCAUGGGGGCCGCCAUGUUUGCGGCUCUACAGGGGGGACCAUUAUUCAGUCUACAUGCAUGCCUCUUGCCGAUGCGGAAGCUGUCCUUGGCGCCAUUGCACUGCGCCGUUAUCAGGAACUCUGCUCUGCUCUGGCUUGCAUGAUUAAAUCAUCAGCCGUUGCCAUGGCAGCGAUGACGUCAGCCUCGUCUCUGGAGAGAGCAAGGCUCGUAGCUACCAAUGCGCCUAUCGCCUGCGAUAUGAUACUGCUAGUCUCAAAUGAGCUUUAUUUGGCUGCAUUGCAUUAAGGUGGGCAACACUUGUUCAGGGAACAGUUGCAAUACUUGAGCAAUAUGUAACACCCUCCAAAAUUGAAUUCCAAGGAUACGACCACAGCAAAUUUUAUGAGAAGGAAAACCUAAACCUAGCCUAGGCUUUUGUUGAAGAGCACUUGUGUGAAAAAUAAAAACAUGUAGCACAAGGUGGCUCAUCUUAAAAGUGCUUUUAAAAUAAUGGGUUGAGGAUUUAUAUAGGCGACAAGAUCGACUGUGUAGAAAAUUGUGAUGCUGUCUAUAUAUCUAUAAAUUUAGCACAAAGCGAUAUAGGUUUUUAUGCUUUCUGCCAUUUUCUGCAUCAGUACAUGAUCAUGAAUAUUCACUUUGAUUCACUGUAAGAGAAUUCAUGAUACUUUGUUGGCUUUUAAAAAUAGCGCAAAUUCAAGGACAUGCAUGACAUGUAAAUGGAAAGUAAACUAUAUUUUGUGUGUAGUAUAUUGCUUCACAGUUGUAUACACCAUUAUAUUACCUUUGCCAUUGUUAAGGUGGUGCGCUCACAUCAUAUCAUAUGCAUCAUGGAAUUGUAAUUCAACAAUCAAUUUAGGUUCUGUACAUGCCAUGAAAAGAAUGAAAUACUAAUUUCUUUCAUUUGUCAAUUUAUUCCUGGUAUUCUCAUGAAAUUGAAAGUAGCACUUGUUACCGGACAUGGCAUGGUAUAUUCAUUUACCCUUUGAUCUCCCAUUUAGUUAUUUAUUGUUUUAUCCAUUUUAUUCAUUGGGUUGUUCAUAUAUUUAUUUAUUCAUGUAGUGUCUUUAUUCUAGGCCUAGAUUUACACGUUUGACCUCUAAUAGACCCCUAUUUCAUGUUAGUUCUUGAUAGUAUUUUUGAGAUAGAAUGUUGAAAUUUGCAAUCUUUUUGCCGUCCAUUCUAUAUAAAUGGACAUGACAUUGUAAUAGAAUAUUUGUCUCUUUGUUAACCCCAAUCGAUGAAAUAAUCAAUCACGAUUAAUAGUGAUUUUAAUAUUUUCAAAGCAAGAAAAAUGAAGGUAAUUUGUAUUAGAUUUUUUUACCCUGCAAUUCCUAUAAGUAUGGAUAAACAUCUUUGUAGCAUUUGUAGUAUAAACUCUGCUUUUCUCUUUAUCUUUCUUAUUAUAUGGAGAUGGCUAUUGCUGUAAUGUAGCCACGUUAAUUGAGGAAAAUGCAUUGAUAAUCGUCAUGACACUGUUUUAUUACUAUGUUAAUAUUAUUAUUAUUGUAAUAUGUUAUUAUGUUAUUCUCCCUGGAUCAUAUAGAAUAUGAAUGACAAAACAGGUAUAGCUUUUAUAGACAUACCCAAAUUCCAUUCCAUAUUGAUGUUUGUUAACCUAAAUGAAUAAGUGGCGUUUGUAUAUUGUGGUGACAGUGAAAUUAUUACUAUAUUGUUAUAACUAUCAAGUAGCUAUGGAGAUAUCGGUAUAUUUAAUAAAAGCAACCAUUAUUGAAAAAAAAAA
Lytechinus pictus (painted urchin) is the source of this 5835-nucleotide messenger RNA. Its product is annotated as ras-related protein Rab-3-like. Lineage: Eukaryota; Metazoa; Echinodermata; Echinoidea; Temnopleuroida; Toxopneustidae. Gene Ontology annotation, molecular function: GTPase activity; GTP binding; myosin V binding. The coding region runs from base 10 to 669 and encodes 219 amino acids. Gene Ontology annotation, cellular component: synaptic vesicle; endosome; plasma membrane. Gene Ontology annotation, biological process: regulation of exocytosis; protein localization to plasma membrane; protein secretion. The record is from RefSeq and is a predicted model, not a curated record. The transcript has 4 exons.